Molecule: messenger RNA, 954 nt
Organism: Geodia barretti
Lineage: Eukaryota; Metazoa; Porifera; Demospongiae; Tetractinellida; Geodiidae
Source: the annotation of a GenBank genome assembly
AUGCGAUGCAAAUCCCUCAUCAAUCGCGUCAACGCGCCAGACUUUCAUUUUCGUUGGACGAUUAACCCCUACCGGGGUUGUCGUCAUGCCUGUCGGUAUUGCUAUGCCCGGUCAACGCACGAAUACUGGGGAAUGGACGCUGGCGUCGAUUUCGAACGCCAGAUAUUCGCCAAGGUCAAUGCUCCGGAGGUGCUGCGCCAGGAGCUCUCCCGCCCCAAAUGGUGUGGAGAGCCCAUAGCAAUUGGCACUGCGUCCGACCCCUACGAGCCGGCCGAAGCCCAGUACGAACUUACCCGUAAGAUCAUCCAGGUGUUGGUAGAGUUUCGGAAUCCGGCGUCGAUAACCACCAAGGGAACGCUGGUACGCCGGGACAUGGACCUGUUGCGCCGGCUGAACGAAGCGGCCGGCGCUCAGGUUGUCUUCAGCAUCGGCACCAUUGACGAGACGGUAUGGCGACAAACGGAGCCGGGCGCACCGCACCCCAAGGCCCGCCUUGAGGCCAUGCAAUACCUGGUGGAGCACGGCGUGCCGGCUGGGGUGUUGGCCGCGCCGCUGCUGCCGGGGCUUUCCGACAGCGCGCAGAGCAUCGACGCCCUGGUGUCGGCGGCCGCCGAGCAUCGGGCCCAGUUUCUCUCCGGCAAUCUGCUGUUCCUGCGGCCCGGCAGCCGGGAAUGGUUCAUGCCAUUUAUCCGUGAAUCCUAUCCGCACCUGGCACCCGGUUACGCACGACUGUACCGGAGCGAACACGCGCCAAGGGAUUACACCAACGCAGUCCUGGCAUUGGUGGACGACGCGCGGCUCCGCUGGGAGUUGCCCCGAAUGCCGUCGGUCAAGAACCUACAGCCGCCGACGCUACCGGGCUUCGGAGAGGUUAGCAGAGACCGGUCUGCCGUCACGCAACCGGAGCCGGAACCAUACGCACCGACCCAGCUGACGCUGCCGUUAGCAGCCUAG